Pelagomonas calceolata is the source of this 2300-nucleotide messenger RNA. The record is from the annotation of a GenBank genome assembly. Lineage: Eukaryota; Pelagophyceae; Pelagomonadales; Pelagomonadaceae.
AUGGGCUGGCGCGCGCUCGCCGUCGCGGCCGCGGCGGCCGCCAGUGAUUGCACGGACGAGCCGCUCUGGCUCGACGGCGCGCGCGCGGCCUGCGACGCGGCGCUCUGCGGCGCGUGGUUCUGCGGCGACUGCCCCUUCGCGGGCGCCUGCAACCGGACCUGCGGUCUCUGCGACGCGGCGGAGCCGUGCGCCGGCGGCGAGGCGCGGGACUGCGACGGCCGCUGCACCGCUGCGACGGCGCGACGCGACGGCUGUUGUGCGUCGCGGUUUAACUGUGCCUCCCACGACUUUGAUGCGGGAGACUGCGAGCCGCCGGUAUCAAAUGAAGAAGCCCCGGCCUCGGAUUGGUGUAUAUUACUCACCGCGACGGUCUGUCCGCCGUCGGCCAUGACGCACACCGUAUUAAGGGACGCCGUCGCACGACGGCGGGACUACGUCGCUGUUUUAGAGAGCUACGCGGCCUCGUCGAAACGACCGCUCGUCGUCGUCGAGAACUCCGGAGCACAUCUAGGGGAGCUGCGACGGGCGGCACCGUCGGCGCACUUCGUCUCGUUCACGGACGACGAGGUCGACGCGAGCAAGGGCAAGGGCCACGCCGAGCACCGCGCGAUCCGGCGAGCAUUGCCAGCUUUACAAAGGUGCCGGCGGAUCGUGAAAAUCACGGGCCGCUACUUCGUCGAAGGUCUGGAUGCGGUGCUCGAUACGGUUGAUGCGGACAUCGUCGUCCAAUCCACGCCGUCGCCCUGGUCGCUAGGCGACGGCGUGCUCCGGAGUGAGGUGAUUGGCUUCGACGCGUCUUUGCUCGACGCGUUGCUGGGCGGCCAGGACGAGUCGCGGGGCCGGCCCGCGGAGCGGGCGCUCUUCGAAGGCGUUCAAAAACUCGAGCGGGCGGGGCGGACCGUCGCCCGCUUUCCCGCGCUGCGAGUGCGGCCGACGCGCAACGCGGAGCUGAGCACUGUGGUUUCGGAGCUGUAAUCAUGUUGUUACUUAUAUCCGUCUGCCUUCGCGGACCCGCACCAUGAGUUCAAGUUUUUGGAAUCUAGAACUCCCCCAUCAUUUGACGCUGCCAAAAGAAGACAGACGCUGCCUUCGCAAGUGUAACGCCGCUAAGGGCUACAAUCAAGCCAGCUCCGUCGAUCAUGGUUGCUUGGCUGCUCCUUGUGCCCGUCGCGGCAGCGUUCACGCUGCCACCAUCCCAUUCCAGAGUCCAUAGGCAGCCCCGCGCGGCGGCGAGCAGCGCGGACGAUGCCGGGAUGCGAGACAUGUACCUGAACCGCCUCGGCGUGCGUCCCAUCGGCGUCCCCGUGAGACGCGCGCGCCGCGACACAUGCGCGCUACGCAGGUCGACGCCGCCAUCGUGGACCGAGCACCGAACGCGGAGGACCUCCAGGCGUUGCUGACCGCGCAUCUUUCGUCAAUUCCUUUUGAGAACCUUGGACAGCACAACCAUCCGUCCGAGGGACUGCCCUUCAUCGGCACGCCUGCCGUUUCCAAGCCGUUAUUACCAACGCUCGACGUCGACGCGUGCCUGAGCAAGCUCGUCGAGAAAAACAGGGGAGGUUUUUGCUUCGAACUCAAUUUCUCCUUCGCGUGGCUCCUGCGCCAGCUGGGCUACAGCGUCCGCCUGGGCCGCUCCGACGUCUUCGGCCCGCCCGGCACUCCGCCCAACAAGGGACAUUUGGUCAUCUUUGUGGACGGCCUCGGAGCGGACCCAUUGCUCGUCGAUCCCGGUUUCGGCGACGCGAUCCGCACAAUCUUCUCCGUCAAGGGCGGCGCGACCGAUCCUGCGCUCGGCGAAAAGUACAAUCUCGCGCCAUCCGCUGGCUUCGGCCUAGAAGAGUUUGGUCUUGCUGAGCGGUUUUCCCACGUCCUGAUGCGCGAGCGAAGCGUUGGCUCAGCAACAGCCUUCUUCGAUAUUGUGGGAGCUCCUCCGCCGCCGCCGGAGCCUAUGCCCCCAAUUCCGGUCUACGCCCUGAAUUUAGAAGAUGACCUCCCGUACGAUUCGCCGGAAUUCGUCGAGGGCCUUGCGGCCGUGCUCGACGAAGACCCCGAGAAGAACAUCUUCCAAGCGAAGCGUAGCGCCCCGGUGUCCUCUUCCCUUCGACUCGUACGGUCGUGACGGCGACGUGUGUGUUCCGCCCGCAGGCCUCUGCGUCCUCGCCAAGGACGACGGUCAUGUCAUGCUCGGCAAGGACUACAUCAAGACCGUCGAGCGCGGCGUCGAAGUCAGCCGCACGACUCUUUCCACGGAGAAGGAGUGGCGCGACGCCCUCGAGGCCAACUUCGGCAUCACGCUCUAA